GGACGGCGGGGACAUGGCGGCUGUGCUGUUCGCGCUGCUGGCGCUCGCGCUGCUGCGCGCCGGGGGCGCCUCUGCGGCAGCGGGCACCGUGACGACUUCUGUGCAGAGCGGGGAUUCCUGGGUGCAGCUCACCUGUACCUUGAACACCAGCGCCGCGGGCGUCACUGGGCACCGCUGGCUGAAAGGGAAGGAAGUGGUGAAGGAGGACCAGCUGCAGGGCCUGCACACCGAGCACAACGUGACCGGGGACGACAGGUUUGGCAAGUACUCCUGCCUCUUCCUCCCCAAGGACACGGGCGAGGCCACGCUGACCGUGGACGGGCCCCCCAGAAUUAAGGCUGUGAAGAAGUCGGAGCACGCCAACGAGGGCGACUCGGUCACCCUGCUGUGCAAGUCGGAGUCCUUCCCCUUCGUGACCGCCUGGGUCUGGUACAAGGUGGCCGACUCCGGGGACCAGGUCAUCCAGAACGGCUCCCAGAGCAGGUUCUUCAUCAGCCACUCGGAGGCCCAGUCGGAGCUGCACAUCAAGGACCUGGACCUGACCUCCGACCCCGGCGAGUACGCCUGCAACGGCACCAGCCUGCAGGGCACGGACGCGGCGGUGGUCACCCUGCGCGUGCGCAGCCGCCUGGCCGCCCUCUGGCCCUUCCUGGGCAUCGUGGCCGAGGUGCUGGUGCUGGUCACCGUCAUCUUCAUCUACGAGAAGCGGCGGAAGCCGGAUGAGGUGCUGGACGACGAGGACGCCGGUGCCGCGCCACUGAAAAGCAGCGGGCACCACGUGAAUGACGACAAGGGCAAGAAUGUCCGACAGAGGAACGCCAGCUGAGCCGGCCGCUCCGGGUUGGGGUGCAGCUGCGAGGAGCUGAGCCCUGCCCACCAAGGCUCCGCCCAGGGCUGGAGGCCACACCCCUACACCUGCCUGCUCCAAGGCUCCGCCCAGGGCUGAAGGCCACACCCUUACACCUGCCCUCCAGGCCCCUUGUGGGGGGGGGGACCCUGCCCUUUGAGGAAGGUCACAGGAGGCCCGGCCUCCAGCCUGUCUGGCCACGCCCUGCGCUUCCAUUUUUAUUCCUGGCUUCUGAGGGCACAGGACAGCUGUGGGGCCUCAGCUGCCCGCAGGGUGGCAGCCUCGUCCCCCAAUAAAGACUGACCCCACCCGU
Messenger RNA from Oryctolagus cuniculus (rabbit), 1160 nucleotides. It is a transcript of the gene BSG, whose product is annotated as basigin (Ok blood group). Gene Ontology annotation, molecular function: cell-cell adhesion mediator activity. Gene Ontology annotation, cellular component: axon; plasma membrane. Gene Ontology annotation, biological process: dendrite self-avoidance; axon guidance; homophilic cell-cell adhesion. Lineage: Eukaryota; Metazoa; Chordata; Mammalia; Lagomorpha; Leporidae. The record is from RefSeq and is marked validated.